AUGGAGCCGCUAAGCGAGAACGGGCUUUGCCUCAGCGAAUUAGAGCUGCACGGAGGAGGACAUCUGCACGAGUCCGUGGCGGCUUCCGUGGGGUCCGCUAUAUCCAGUCUCAUGGCGCCACUACAUCAUGAGCCCCAGCAUGCACCCUUGCACCAUGCCCCACCGCUGCACCACGAACCGCUGGAGAAGUUAAAACUAUGGGCUGAAACGGGAGAGUUUCGGGACAGCGGGCAUUCCUCACUAACCUCUGGAGGUUCGGGAGUCGACCAAUCUUCCCUCUACGCGCCCCCACGACCACGGAGAGAUAGGAAACUCACAGAUGACAAUCGACCUAUGACGGAACCCACGAUAAAAACGGAAUCAACGACACCCGGUGUAGGACCUGACGAGCCUCUAGACGACAAAGGAGACAAGAAGAACAAGCGGCAACGGAGACAAAGGACCCACUUCACCAGCCAGCAGCUUCAAGAGUUGGAGGCCACCUUCGCGAGAAAUCGCUACCCUGAUAUGUCUACGAGAGAAGAAAUCGCCAUGUGGACGAAUCUUACUGAAGCGAGAGUUAGGGUGUGGUUCAAGAACCGGAGAGCGAAGUGGCGGAAGCGUGAGAGGAACGCAAUGAACGCAGCGGCAGCGGCUGCAGCGGAUUUCAAGAACGGUUUUAGCACGCAAUUUAACGGGCUGAUGCAACCAUUCCCCGAUACGGACGCUUUGUACUCGUCAUAUCCUUACAACAAUUGGGCGGCGAAGGUCCCCAGUCCGUUGGGCACUAAAAGCUUCCCGUGGCCCGUGAAUCCUCUGGGCUCGGUGGUACCGGCGAGUCAUCAUCAGGGUUCGGUAAAUUGCUUCAACACAGCGACAUCUAUGGGCGGAGUGGGUGGUAGUUCGAUGGCCGUAGCUGGCUCGGCGAGCGUGGGUGGCGGGGUUGCGCCGUGCCCUUACACGGCUCCACCAAACCCCUACAGCAUGUAUCGUGCCGAACCUUGUCCCGCGAUGUCGUCGUCAAUUGCGUCGCUGCGUCUGAAAGCGAAGCAGCAUUCCUCGAGUUUCAGCAGCGGUUACGGAACAGUGUCGCCGGUGUCCCGGGCCGGAUCCGCUCCGCUUUCCGCUUGUCAGUACGCGGCGGGCGGGGUAGCGGACCGUGUGCUCUGA
Messenger RNA from Leptosia nina, 1149 nucleotides. Lineage: Eukaryota; Metazoa; Arthropoda; Insecta; Lepidoptera; Pieridae. The record is from the annotation of a GenBank genome assembly.